AUGGCGAUGACUCCGGGUGUCAUUGACAACUUCGAUAGUAUUGCACGUCAACUCGACAAUCCAGGCAGUCCGUCACCAGAGCACUUAGAUUUAAAUGCCCUGCGCUUGUUGCAUCAUUACUCAACCAGUAGCUACGCCACCCUCGACCGUAUCACAUCUCAGCACCACAUUUGGCAGCACUUCAUGGUACAGCUGGGCUUUGAGCAUAAGUAUGUCUUGCGCGGCAUUCUUGCCAUAGCUGCUCUCCAUAUUGCAGCCGUCGAUCGGACUUCGAUUGCUGGCAUGCUAAUUCAAGCUUCCACCCAAUACAACCGCGGCCUCCGAGACUUCCGCACCGAACUUCGAGCCAUGAGCACUAAGAAUAGUAUCCCGAUCGUGGCUUUCUCUUGCUUCACUGUUAUUAAUGCAUUUGCGGCUGGUCAGGUAACCGUGCUUCAAAAGCCGAUCAGUGACCUUCUCAACUGCCUGGGUCUUAUACGGGGCGUGGGCUCUGUGAUGCGACCGUACUGGUACAGUCUACUUCAGAGCGAGCUUCGACCUAUUCUUGAUAACGGAUGGAUGUGUGGUGUGUCUGGCGAGGUUCCAGAACUUCUCCGUCUGAAAUCACUUAUCCAAUCUGUUAUCACUUUUACCAAUCCUCACAUGGCCACGAAAUACAAUGCUGCCGUGGAGAAAUUGCAUGAGGUCAUACUAGAGAUUCAGAGCGCAGUUGAGCACCGUUCAACUCUUGCUCUGCUGUUCAUCUGGCCCACGGAACUUUCAGAAGAGUUCAUGUCGUGUCUUGUUGAGCAAGAGCCGGUUUCUCUCAUUAUCCUUGCACAUUUCGCUGCGAUAUUGUCAUACGCACGUGACAUUUGGUGGGUAAAGGGGUGGGACGAAUAUAUUAUUUCUAAUGUGGACGAGUGCCUUCCUCCCGAUUUACGUACAUGGCUCGACUGGCCGAAGCAGAUCUCUCAGGCUGCCAAUCAAGAUGGUUCUCCUUUAGGUGCCUGA
Molecule: messenger RNA, 993 nt
Organism: Venustampulla echinocandica
Lineage: Eukaryota; Fungi; Ascomycota; Leotiomycetes; Helotiales; Pleuroascaceae
Exons: 1
Coding region: 1-993 (330 amino acids)
Biological process (GO): regulation of transcription by RNA polymerase II
Molecular function (GO): DNA-binding transcription activator activity, RNA polymerase II-specific
Source: RefSeq, a predicted model, not a curated record